AUGGUGUCGUACCGGUCGGUGCUUCAGACGGUAGAGGCAGCGCUGGGGCCUGACGGCCGGCGGGGCAAGCAGCUGACGGCGGCGCAGCGCGGCGACCUCUUUUACGCGCUCUCGCUCGUCGAAGAUGACCUCAGGUCUGACGUCACGUCGCUAGGAACCUCCUGGCGGAGAAGCCGCGGAAUUAGCAGCGGUGCACAGGUGCGCUCGAAGGAGGCACAGCUGCUUUGCGUGCUUCUCAAUGCAUCAACCCAACCCACGGCCCUCCCUCUGCCACCCUUCCCUUCUAACCGAUCCCCCUUCUCCCCGAUCCCGCUCCUCAUCUUCCCAAUCCCCCACCACCCUACCCCCCAUCCCACUCUUCUUUCCCUCCGCGCUUGCAGGAACCUCCUGGGGGAAAAGCCCCGGGACGAGCAGCAGUGGGCGCAG
Closterium sp. NIES-65 is the source of this 426-nucleotide messenger RNA. The record is from the annotation of a GenBank genome assembly. Lineage: Eukaryota; Viridiplantae; Streptophyta; Zygnematophyceae; Desmidiales; Closteriaceae.